GGGGCCCCGCGACCCCCCGCCUGCAUCUUCGCGACCUGCCGGGACCCCGAGGGGCUGCAGGCUCAGGAGCUGAGAGAUCUGGCAUCCAAACACCCCAACCUGGUUCUUGUGAAGCUGGAUGUUGCAAAUCCCUCUGACAUCACCAGUGCAGCAAAGGUGGUGGAGGGGAAGCUGAGCGGCGCGGGCUUGAACCUGCUGAUAAACAACGCUGGCAUCUACACCCUGACGGCGUCACUGGAGAACAUGGACGCUGAAGAGAUGAUGAGGACCUACAAGACCAACACAGUGGGGCCGCUGCUGGUGACCCAGAUCCGGCCCCUCUUGAAGAAGGCUGCCCAGGAGAGCACAGAAAAGGGACUGAGCUGCAGCAAGGCAGCCAUCAUCAACAUCUCCUCAUUCCUGGGGUCCAUCGAGAAAACUCCCGAGUCCUUCUUCAAGCCUGCCGUCUCCUACCGCUGCAGCAAGGCUGCCCUCAACAUGCUCACCAAGUGCCAGGCUCUCACCUACGGGCAAGCCGGGAUCCUCUGCGUGGCCCUUCACCCCGGCUGGGUGAAAACCGACAUGGGAGGUCAGGAGGCUGACCUGACGGUGGACAGAAGCGUGCGGGGGCUGCUGUCAGUGCUGCCGGUCCUCUCCGAGAAACACAGCGGGGCUCUGCUCAACUGGGAAGGUAAAGCUAUUCCCUGGUGA
Apaloderma vittatum (bar-tailed trogon) is the source of this 690-nucleotide messenger RNA. RefSeq lists its product as uncharacterized. NCBI's taxonomy places the organism in Eukaryota, Metazoa, Chordata, Aves, Trogoniformes, Trogonidae. The annotation marks the transcript as partial. The transcript is spliced from 6 exons. The record is from RefSeq and is a predicted model, not a curated record.